This is a messenger RNA of Sardina pilchardus (European sardine), 2590 nucleotides long. RefSeq lists its product as uncharacterized. NCBI's taxonomy places the organism in Eukaryota, Metazoa, Chordata, Actinopteri, Clupeiformes, Clupeidae. The transcript is spliced from 7 exons. The coding region runs from base 123 to 1076 and encodes 317 amino acids. The record is from RefSeq and is a predicted model, not a curated record.
UUCCGGUUUUUAAAACCAGGAAGUCCUUGUGGAGGAAGGAUGACGGAGACGAUUGGUUGCUGUGAAGCAUAACCACUUUCAGUUUCAUUUCGUCAAAAAUGCGCCUCCGAUAACAGAGCAAUAUGUUUAGCAGCAUUCGUUCAUUCGUUCAAGAAGGCGCAAAUUCACUGUUCACUAAUCCAAUGUCCAGAAAGGGGAGAUGUAUUCUGUGGGAACAAAUAAAACAACUCUCAGUUGACGCAGCUCGUGUAUUUGAUGCUGCAGGACUUGAUGAAUCAGGCCUACUCACUUUGACAAGGCAAGACUUAAACGAACUACUCCCUGGGCCUCAGAACUUCCAGAUUCGGCGAAAAAUUGCGGAAUUGAUCAACUCAGCUACACAAGAGUCACCUGUUUCUUCAACCUCCUUAAUUGAAAGACUGAAGGAUGUGAUUUCGAGAGAGGAUGUUAGGCAUUUGCUCGUCUCUCAAGGACUCUUGGAGGACUACCUUCACGUUCUGCGCGACGCCGAGACGCGGUUGGCGUGCACCCUGGACUGUCUGCAGCAGCAUGUGAAACUGCUGGAAAGCCUGCGAUCUCCACCACUGGACGAGCCCAGCAGUGAUGUGGCAGCAGCAAAAUGCCCGCCACAAUCUCACCGUAAAGAUGAAGCGCAGCCUUUUCUGGACAACUCAAUCACUCUCGUGAAAAUCCACUCACUGGUGUGUGGAAAGACCAUGGGUUGCCACAGUGACCUACUCCAGCGUCUAGGUAUGCCCACUCUGGAGGUCAGCUCAGAAGAAUGCCAAGUGGUUCUUGCAUUUUGCCCGGUGGCAUCACGAGCUGGGACAGACAUUGCCGCAGCCAUUACAAAAAUUCCUGGAAACAAAGAUGCCAUCCUGGUGGUAAUGCACUAUACUUGUACUCCCAACCACAGCACGAUUGGAAUAACUACAAGUGUCCCAAAGAAUGUCAGAAAAGUUGUACACAUAUUUUUCCACGAUUCAGUGGGAGGGAUUCUAAACUGUGAACCUAAUAAGCAAGCAGUUGCGGCCAUUGAGUCUGCUUUGAAACAUUACACAAAUACAAUACCAUAACAAAUCUGACUCAAAUUUCUUCUGAGUUGAUGUACAAGCAUUCUAGAACUACCUAAUAUUAAAGCUGAUUAAACUGGCAAAAUCAGCUGUGACAGACUGGUAUGACGUUUGCACUUUACCCCUAAGUUGUUUGUAAGUAUUAUCCAAAUACUGAACAAAUAUUAAAAAAAAAUCAAACAGUCUUUCAAUGCAAAGGUUUAAUAUCAUUCCUCUCAAUGCUUUGUAAGAAUGACAUUGACGCAGUAUGAAAAUUAAAAACCAUUCUUGCCCACAAUUUUUCUUUUGUGUAUUUAAGUCAUUAUGACCAAUACUUGAUUUUCUAGGGAGAAAUGUCCUAGAACUGCUGCAGGCACAUUCGCUUUUUUUCUUUUCUUUUUUUUAAAUCUCACCUUAAAAAUAAGAGAGGAAAAUUCAACAACCAGUUUCUUUUUACCCUAUGUUGUUACAUUUCAUGACUACUAACAAAGAAGUUACUCAUUGGUUACAUAAAUCAAACACACAAAACCAGCACAUUGGUUGCUGAAUCUUGGUACAGUAGUGUUUCUCAUCACAUAACAAUUUCAUAAAACAAACAAACAAACAAAAAAACCUGAAGGAGGUCUAUCGUACUCUGAUGAACAUGAGGGUGAUCUUUCACCGGCUGGAGACACAAUUGACAACCAUGGGAUACACAUAUCUUUGCAUAUCUGUCUAUAUUAACAUCAUCAACGAGGGUUGUUUAAAAAAGGAAGUCAGGCCUUGGAAGAAAAGAUCCCCUGACUCCCUCCCGCACCAUCUUUUUCCCUUCCCUUUCCAAUACUUAGAGAGAAAGCGCAGUAACAACAGAGUCCCUUUCAGCACAGAAAAAAGAGGCUGCACUCACUAAAGCUUAAAAGGGAGAGUGUGCGUUUCAUGCGUAACUGUGCCAUUCUCUCUCUUCCGCUCUUCCUCCAUGGAGAACUUGGCCAUUACCCCUACAAACACCUUCUUGUGCGCAGAUUUCAGUAAAUACGGAAAAAAAAAAAUAGGAAAAUACUGCCCUUCCCAUGAUAAUAAUACGAGUCAAACAAGCUGCUUUUGUUGUCCUCACAAGAUAUCCAAACUAUGGCUAAAGAAGAAAAAGCUGAAGAGAAAAAAAAAACAGCUUGAGGUCCAUUAUGAUAUGUAUGGGGAUUCAAACUACUCAAAAGUGUUAAAAUACUCCCACACUGCAAUUAAUCAACUCCGUUACUCUACGUGGACUUGUGACCUUUUCUAUGUAGGCACGUGGAUUCCAAAAUGCAAUUUUGCAAAACGUUUUCAUUAAAGCACUUUGUCCGAUCCCAUGACAAGGUGCGAAAACGUUGUACUUGUACCACAGAGAAUAAUGCGCUGCUCCCCAACAACGCGCAAAAUGCACACAAACACACACACACAAAAGAUAAAACAACAACAAAAAAAAGAUAAUGCUUUAGGGAGCCAAGGAAAGGAAAAGAAAAGAACAAAAGAAAAGCUAAACAAACGAAACAAACAAACAAAAAAAAAGAAACAAGAAA